AGAGCUGCAGCAGCCGCGCGCACGGGACCCUUCUUCUCCUUUUAUUCUCCUUUUAUUCUUCUUUAUUAUCCUUUUUUCUAGUUUCUUCUCCUUUAUCCUCCUUUCUCCUCCUUUCUUCUCGCCGUUCCGUCGAUAAGGGACCCCGGAUAUAUCCUCCCCGGCCUCCCCCCCUCCUGCCCGGUGACCUGUCCCAGACGCUCCAGACGACAUGAGCCGGACCGUGAUGCUAACGGGACCGUCCCCGUGGGGCUUUCGGCUGGUGGGCGGACGGGACUUCAGCACGCCGCUCACGGUCUCCAGGGUGACGCCCGGCAGCAAGGCGGCCCGAGGCGACCUGCGUCCGGGCGACGCCAUCCUGGCCAUCAACGGCGGCAGCACGGAGCUCAUGACCCACAUGGAGGCCCAGAACCGGAUCAAGACCUGCACCCAGCAGCUGGUGCUCCACGUCAGCAGGUCGGGAUCAGGAGACCGAGUGUGGUCGCCGACGGUGAGCGAAGACGGCCAGACGAGCCCGUACAUGGAGCCCGACUCCCAGAAUUUCCGUCCCAUCACCAGCGGGUAUGGCGGUUCCAGUCGCAAACCUUCGUACACCUCUGAACCCCAGUCCCCCCAGUACCCCCAGUCCCCCCAGUACCCCCAGGCUCCCCAGUCCCCCCAGUACCCCAAGGCUCCCCAGUACCCCCAGGCUCCCCAGUCCCCCCAGUACCCCCAGGCUCCUCAGUCCCCCCAGUACCCCAAGGCUCCCCAGUACCCCCAGGCUCCUCAGUCCCCCCAGUACCCCAAGGCUCCCCAGUACCCCCAGGCUCCCCAGUCCCCCCAGUACCCCCAGGCUCCCCAGUACCCCCAGGCUCCCCAGUCCACUCACCUGAACAACGGCCACCCCAGACCCAACAACGGCCACAGCUACGGCAACGGGCACGCUCAGUUCAACAACCCGGCCGGGCUUUAUCACAGCGACAGCAAUGGAGACGGAUCUCUGCCGAGCAAGAUGGGCGGCCUCAGGCUCAGCGCCACCCACAGCCCGGAGCCGCCCACCCAGUCCCCCGGGGGUCGGAAUGGAUUCGACUCGCAGUCCGACGUCUACAAAAUGCUGCAGGACUACGAGGAGCCGGUCUCGGCACCCAAGCAGUCCGGCUCCUUCAAAUACCUGCAGGGCAUCCUGGAGGCUGAGGAUGGAGGCGUGUCCCCGACAGACAGGAUGAGAAACUUAAAGUCUCCAGUCAGGUCUCCAAUCCCCAAACUGGGGAGCCCCAUUCCCAGUGCCAUGUCUGUGCUCCAGAAGCUGCCCCAGUGCACCCGCUGCUGCAACGGCAUCGUCGGCACCAUCGUGAAGGCCCGGGACAAGCUCUACCACCCCGAGUGCUUCAUGUGCGACGACUGCGGCGACAACCUCAAGCAGAGAGGCUACUUCUUCAUCGAGGAAAGCCUGUACUGCGAGACCCACGCCAUGGCCCGGGUCCAGCCCCCCGAGGGCUACGACGUCGUGGCCGUUUACCCCAACUCCAAGGUGGAGCUGGUCUGAGUCGACCGUGACGUCACUGGGGAGGAACGCCGACCUCAGAUCAGUCCUAUGAAAUGUGUGUGUUGGGUGAUCCGGUAUCAGCGUUGUUCCACCGACCGGCUUGAUGAAUGCCAUGUGUAUUAAUGCAUGUUGCAAUAUGUUGACAGAAUAACGCUGGCAUCUGAUGCACAUUAUUACCAGAAUAUUAUUCAUAAUUCAAAACGGGGAAUGUGGAUUCUAACAACCAGCACAAGUUUUCUUGGGGGGUCAAAGGGAAAUGAGGUCGUCAACAACUUAAUCACGUUUGUCAAUUUAAAAGAUAAUUCUGUCGCAGUUAAAUUUGGUUUUGUGUGAAGUAGCUCAGUGAACUACAGCUAACUACAACACCGCUAACUACAACACAGCUCAGUGAACUACAACACAGCUAACUACAACACAGCUCAGUGAACUACAACACAGCUCAGUGAACUACAACACAGCUAACUACAACACAGCUCAGUGAACUACAACACAGCUAACUACAACACCGCUAACUACAACACAGCUCAGUGAACUACAACACAGCUAACUACAACACAGCUCAGUGAACUACAACACAGCUAACUACAACACCGCUAACUACAACACAGCUCAGCUAACUACAACACCGCUAACUACAACACAGCUCAGCUAACUACAACACCGCUAACUACAACACAGCUCAAUGAACUACAACACAGCUCAGUGAACUACAACACAGCUAACUACAACACCGCUAACUACAACACAGCUCAAUGAACUACAACACAGCUAACUACAACACAGCUCAGUGAACUACAACACAGCUAACUACAACACCGCUAACUACAACACAGCUCAGUGAACUACAACACCGCUAACUACAACACCGCUAACUACAACACAGCUCAGUGAACUACAGCUAACUACAACACCGCUAACUACAACACAGCUCAGUGAACUACAACACAGCUAACUACAACACAGCUCAGUGAACUACAACACAGCUAACUACAACACAGCUAACUACAACACAGCUCAGCUAACUACAACACCGCUAACUACAACACAGCUCAGCUAACUACAACACCGCUAACUACAACACAGCUCAGUGAACUACAACACAGCUAACUACAACACAGCUCAGUGAACUACAACACAGCUAACUACAACACCGCUAACUACAACACAGCUCAGUGAACUACAACACCGCUAACUACAACACAGCUCAGUGAACUACAACACAGCUAACUACAACAUAGCUAACUACAACACAGCUCAGUGAACUACAGCUAACUACAACACCUCUAACUACAACACAGCUCAGUGAACUACAACACCGCUAACUACAACACAGCUCAGUGAACUACAACACAGCUAACUACAACAUAGCUAACUACAACACAGCUCAGUGAACUACAACACAGCUAACUACAACAUAGCUAACUACAACACAGCAUAGUGAACUACAUCACAGCUAACUACAACACCGCUAACUACAACACAGCUCAGUGAACUACAACACAGCUCAGUGAACAACAACACAGCUAACUACAACACCGCUAACUACAACACAGCUAACUACAACACCGCUAACUACAACACAGUUCAGUGAACUAUAACACCGCUAACUACAACACAGCUAACUACAACACCGCUAACUACAACACAGCUAACUACAAUACAGCUACACAAAUAACUACACUAUAGUGUGUGUGUGUGUGUGAUAUGGAUUAUCAUCAGAGAAUUCUGAGUUGAUUGGUGUGUUUCUUUCUGCCUUUCAGACUAAUUUUGCAUUAUUAUUUUUGCAUUAUUAUUUUGCAUUGCCUUUGCAGUUUUGAUAACAUCCGUGCCACGUCGGUGAGGUGUAAUAACAGUUAAAGGUUUAAAGGUUCUUCUGUGAUUUUAAAAUAUGUUACGGUUGCACAUCAUAAUCGAGUCGCAGAUGAACUUUUGCAUUUUGUAGAAAUUUUGUAGACUUUUGGAGAAACGCCCCUCUUUUUGACGGGCACCUUCUCUGCUUAUUUCUCAGCAAUAAUUGAUGACAAGCAGAUCUCUAACGAGCAUAAUCCCGGUAUUCUUUUGGUGAACGGGUCAGCGAGCUCUAACUGUAAUAAACGCCUCUGCAUGCAGCUGACCAACCACCGCCUUCUGAAAUGUAAAUAUACAACAUCCAUUCAUAAACAACUUUAAUGAUGAAGUAACUUCAACGUCCACCAAUAAGCUCCUCCUCCUCUCACAACAAUUUAAACAAAUGGUCAUGUGCAUCAUGUGGCAGUAAUAUUCAUUGUUUAGUUGCUGGACCCACAAUAUAUUUAUAUAUACUGUGUGUGUGUAUAUAUAUAUAUAUAUAUAAAGACAGAAGUUGGGUACUUCUUAUAAUGAACUCAGGUUUCAGCUCACAGCCAAGUCCAUAAAGCGAAUGAAUUAUACUUCUUAGUCGUUAUGACAACGUGUGGCCAUCAGUCUUAUUGUAGUAGUGAAGUAAACUGGGUGGAGUUCUUAAUUUUAGAAAAUGUUUCUAACAACACUUUUGUAGUGCUGAUGUCCAUAAUCUUUUUUUUAUAUAUAUAUAUAUAUCAACAGUGAUGUGUAGCUGCUGGUAUGCCAUCUAUACUAGUCAUCUUGUAAAUUAUGUGAAAAUUAUAUUGCUACCACGUUUCUUUGGUGUUGUACAUAUUAGUUUUGAAUGCUUCUGCAGAUGUUUUUUCACUCUCCAGGAUUUCCUUUGACACUCUUCUUUUUGUUUAACUUAUUGUUUCUACCAACACGUGUUUCUUUUGUUCUGAGGCUUCUUUUUCGCUUGUUGUAUUUUCUAAAAAUCUAAAUAAAAUGGUGUUUUAAUCAA
This is a messenger RNA of Cyclopterus lumpus (lumpfish), 4346 nucleotides long. It is a transcript of the gene pdlim4, whose product is annotated as PDZ and LIM domain 4. The record is from RefSeq and is a predicted model, not a curated record. NCBI's taxonomy places the organism in Eukaryota, Metazoa, Chordata, Actinopteri, Perciformes, Cyclopteridae. Gene Ontology annotation, molecular function: muscle alpha-actinin binding; actin binding. The transcript has 7 exons. Gene Ontology annotation, biological process: muscle structure development; actin cytoskeleton organization; heart development. The coding region runs from base 209 to 1522 and encodes 437 amino acids. Gene Ontology annotation, cellular component: stress fiber; adherens junction; Z disc.